Molecule: messenger RNA, 6030 nt
Organism: Coregonus clupeaformis (lake whitefish)
Lineage: Eukaryota; Metazoa; Chordata; Actinopteri; Salmoniformes; Salmonidae
Product: NFX1-type zinc finger-containing protein 1
Exons: 15
Coding region: 1-5505 (1834 amino acids)
Biological process (GO): regulatory ncRNA-mediated heterochromatin formation
Cellular component (GO): nuclear RNA-directed RNA polymerase complex
Molecular function (GO): helicase activity
Source: RefSeq, a predicted model, not a curated record
AUGGACCCCCCAAACAGAGGGAGGCAAUGGAGAGGUAGAGGAGGAGCCAACCAUGUCGAUCACAGAAGAGGUGCUGAGGCUGGUCAGAGAGAAGAGGAAGUGAUAGCCAACCAAGAGAGACGGGAAAGAGGUAGAGGAAGAGGUAGAGAGAGAGGGGGAGGGAGAGGAAGAUCUGCAGGCAGUGGCACCCCUCAGAUUCAUCCAUUGUCGUUCGAAACCUUGGAGGAUCUGUCAGGGAAAGACCCUUCAGAGGUAGCCAUCACUCUGGCUUACAGCAAAGGACUGCAAGUUCUCCUCGACGAGAGAGAGAUGCGACAGGACCUCAUUCAGCUUCUCUGCCAAGUAUUAUGCAAGGCCUUCUUGUCUAAAACCGACCGCCGAACCAUACAGGACUUGACUGGCUUAAUCAAGGAUUCCGGAUUCCUCCGAACCAUCCUGCCCCAUUACGUGAUGGGAAUGGCAUCAGAGUUUGACAACAUCCGCCGGGACCAGUACCCCCAGCACUUGGACAACAUCAUGACCCUUCUCUCCGAGGUGCUCAGCAUCUUCCCAGCUAGCUCUAUCCAGGCCGUGUCCAUGAUAGUGGCCCUCUUCAGACCAGUCAUCAACAGCCUGCGAGCUGUAGAGGUGGACGUCCUGGAACAGACGAAGGAGAACCUGGAGAGGAUCCAGGGCCUGGUCGAGCACCUCCAGGAGAGAACCAGGGAGGGCACCCUGAGGUCUGACAACUACUCCUUCAUCACCCCCCAGGAAGACGCUCCACCUGGGGAGGCCGACUUCAGGACCCUGCCCAUCUACCCCACCCCCGAAGAGUUCCACCUGGACCAGAGGACCUACCUCAGGCCCAACCUUAUCUCUCAUCGCUACGCCAGCGGACUGCUCUACCUGGACACGCACUUCCGGCUCAUGCGAGAGGACUUUGUGAGGCCUCUUCGAGAGGGAAUCCAGCAGCUGCUUCAGAGCCAGCAGGACCUGGGCAAUAAAGACAUCCCUUUGAGAAAGAUGCGCUUUGAUGACAUCAGAGUGUACUUUGACACUCGACUGGUGGUUCCAUUGUGCACCCCGUCUGGUUUGGCCUAUAAGGUCCAUUUUGACUCCCAUCCUCUUAAGUUUGUCAACUGGCAGAACUCCAAGCGGCUGAUAUACGGCUCCCUGCUCUGCAUGUCCUGUGACAACUUUGACACCUUCCUGUUUGCUACUGUGUCGGACCGGGACCCCAAGGAGCUACAGAAGGGCUUUGUCCAGCUCAGUUUCUUAGGGGAGAGCAGGCGAGCCCUGGCAGGAGUGGAGGCCCACCAGUCCUUCCUCAUGGUGGAGACCACAGCCUACUUUGAGGCCUACCGCUACGUCCUCGAAGGGCUGCAGGAGCUGGAGGUAGAGGAUCUGCCCUUCCAGAGGUAUAUAGUGGAAUGCAGCUCAGACGUCGAACCUCCUGCCUACCUGCCCAGGGCAGAUACGUAUGACCUGUCUGCUAUUGCAGUGCCUGAGUUUAAGAGCAGUAUCAAGAGCUUCCACACCUUAGAUCCUGAAGCCUGGCCCCCCAUGGAGCAGCUGGGAUUGGACGAGUCUCAGAUGAGAGCCCUUCAGCUCGCCCUCACCAAGGAGCUGGCCAUCAUCCAGGGACCCCCAGGCACAGGGAAGACCUACACAGGACUAAAGAUCGCCCAGGCUCUGUUGACCAAUCAGGAGGAGGGGAGAGGUUUCACCUCCCCCAUGCUGGUGGUUUGUUACACUAACCACGCUCUGGACCAGUUCCUAGAAGGCAUCCACAAGUUUUUACCAGACGGUAUUGUGAGAGUGGGUGGGCAAAGCAACAGUGAGGUCCUGAAGUGUUUCACCCUGAGGGAGCUGAAAAGCUCCUAUAACUUCCGCUGCAAGCUACCUCAUCAUCUUCGCCAUGCUUACAGUGAGAUCUAUGAUGCAUUGCGGACAGAAGAGACUAAGAUCCAGACUCAGUCUGUGCAGCUGGAGUGCAGUCUUCGGGGUGUCUUAAGGGAGCAGUACCUCCAAAAGUUCAUCUCAGAGAAACACUGGGAUAGCCUGAUCCUCCAGCCUGCACUGGAUGGUUUUGAGAGCUAUGGUGGGAAGAAGCCGUCUCUUAUUAUGGAGUGGCUGGGGUUAGGUUCCACUGCCUUCCAGCAGAGGACGCCACAUCCUCAAAAUUGCAAUGCAGAUGGGGAAAUGGACGAAGCUAUAGAGGAAGAGGACGACCUGAUCGAGAUAGCGGAGGAGGCAGACCUGAUCCAGGCAGAACGCUUUGUAGAAGACUCAAACACGCAUCAUGGUCGGGAUGAAGAUCGAAGAAAGAUGGAGGAGAUAGUCAGGGAUAUGGCAGAACAGAUGCUGGCCAUGAACCUGGAGAACACUGAGAUACAGGCAGAGCAGAGUGAAGAAGGCUGGGAGAUGCAGCGGGUACAGAAGAGGAAGAUGAAACAUCGUAUUAGGAGGGAGCUGGGCAGCAGCUCAGCCGUGAGUGAGGAUGAGGAGGACACCAUUCUGGAUGUGUGGACUCUCAGUCUGCCAGACAGAUGGAGACUGUACCGGUUUUGGGUGGGGCGUUACCGGACGGAGCUGCGUAUGCGAGCCCAGCAGGCGGAGCAGGACUAUCAGGACGCUGCCGAGCGUCUGGCUGAGAUUCGUCUCCAUGAGGACAUACGUGUCCUGAAGGAUGCCAAGGUCAUCGGCAUGACGACUACGGGGGCUGCUAGAUGCCGCAAAGCUUUGCAGGAAGUGAGUCCCCGCCUGGUGAUCGUGGAAGAGGCGGCGGAGGUACUGGAGGCCCACACCAUCACCACUCUGAGCCAGGCUUGCCAGCACCUCAUCCUCAUUGGAGACCACCAACAGCUCCGGCCCAGUGCAACAGUGUUUGACCUGGCCAAAAACUUCAAUCUUGAAGUGUCCAUGUUUGAGAGGCUGAUCAAGAUGGACUUUCCGUAUGUCAGACUUAACUACCAGCAUCGUAUGAGGCCAGACAUUGCCUGUCUCCUGGUCCCUCACAUCUACUCUGAGCUGGAGAACCACCCCUCAGUGAUGGACUUCGAGAAUGUUAAGGGGCUUCACUCAAACAUGUUCUUUGUGGAGCAUAAUUACCAUGAGGAGGAGAUCAAGGAUGGAAAGAGUCACCAGAACCGCCACGAGGCCCUCUUCGUGGUAGCUCUGUGUCGCUACCUCCUGUUACAGGACUACCAGCCGUUCCAGAUCACCAUCCUCACCACUUACACAGGGCAACUCCACUGUCUGCGCAACCUCAUGCCAGCCAAAGAGUUCAAUGGGGUCAAAGUUCAUGUUGUGGACAAAUAUCAAGGGGAGGAAAAUGAUAUUGUCCUGCUGUCCCUGGUUCGAAGUAACAAACAGGGGAAGGUGGGUUUCUUGAACAUCCCCAACCGUGUCUGUGUAGCCCUGUCACGGGCUAAGAAGGGCCUCUACUGCAUUGGAAACAUGGACAUGUUGGGAAAGGUCAAGCUUUGGAGCAACAUCCUGCACACGCUGCGAGAGAAAGACCAAGUGGGCCCUGCACUGACUUUGUGCUGCCAGAACCACCCUGAGAAACACAUUAAAGUGUCCUGCGGAGACGACUUCAAACAAGCUCCUGAGGGAGGCUGCAACCUGCCCUGCGAGUUCCGCUUGAACUGUGGUCACGUGUGCGCCAGUGCCUGCCACCCGUACGACCAAGAGCACAAAAAGUACACAUGUAACAAGAAGUGCCAGAAGGUCCUCUGUGAGCUGGGGCAUCGAUGCCAACUUCAGUGCUACCAGGAGUGCUCUACUGACUGCCUUAAGCAGGUAGAAAAGAUUGUACCACAGUGCCAGCACAAGCAGAUGGUGCCCUGUCACCAGGCUCCAGAGAAGUUUGUGUGCCAGGAGCCCUGUCAGAAGAAUUUAAUGUGUGGGCAUCCAUGUGCCUUGGUGUGUGGGGAGUCCUGCACCACCACCUGCAUGGUGAUGGUCAUAUUUGAGCUCAAAUGUGGACACAAGCAAGAAGAUCCCUGUCAUUUUAAAAGAUCUACCAUACAGCCAGACUGCAGGGCACAUUGUAAACAGAUGCUGAAGUGUGGCCACCCCUGUCCUGGUUCCUGCCAGAGGUGCCACCAGGGCCGCUUCCACAUGGGCUGUUCCCACCAAUGUGAUCGCCUCCUUGUCUGCUCCCAUAAGUGUCGGGAGCCCUGUACACGUGGAUGCCCACCCUGUCCAAUGCGCUGUGAGAAUCGCUGCGUCCAUAGUGUCUGUAUGAAGCCCUGUGGCCAGCCCUGUGCCCCCUGCAUAGAGCCUUGCGCCUGGAAGUGCCCUCAUCAGCGCUGCAACAAGCUUUGCCAUGAGCCUUGUGACCGUCCACCAUGCGCCCAACCCUGUACCAAAACCUUGCACUGUGGGCACCCAUGCAUCGGCUUGUGUGGAGACCCCUGCCCCAACAAGUGCCGUGUUUGCCACCACGAGGAGGUAACAGAGAUCUUCUUUGGUACGGAGGACGAUGUUGAGGCCUGUUUCAUUCAGCUAGAGGACUGCGGACACCUUUUUGAGUCCACGUCCAUGGACACAUACAUGGAGAUGGAUGAGAACCAGGAGGCUACCGAGGAGAAGGUCGCAAUAAAGUUGAAGGAGUGCCCCAAGUGUCGCACACCCAUCCGCAGGAAUCUCCGGUACGGGGCUCAUGUCAACCGGAGUCUGGUGGAAAUUGAGAAAGUGAAGGAGAAGAUUAAUGGAACACAGUCAGAUAUUGAGGUACAGAAGGUUGUCCUUAAGCAGCAAUGGAUUGACAAGGAGGACUUGCUAAGGUACCUACCUAUGGAGUACAUACAGAUCAGAGAUACACUGAAAGCAUCCAACCUCACAGCGAAGGAACUAUGGAUCACUGAGAACAAGAUGGCCUUACUUGAGAGACUGAACAAGCUGCUGAAGAUUCGUAGGGGGCACAUGUCAAGCGCGGAAACCUUUUACUUUGACAAGAAUGUUCCGGAGUUCCUGAAGUGGCUGAUGGAUCAUCCCCAAAAGUUCACAGAGCAGCAGGCUUCUGAUCUGCAGAGCGAGCUACAGAGGCUCUCCUUUUUGGCGGAGCUCAACGCCCGCUGCAAGAUGGCUAAUGGAACAGGCCGUGGGGUCAACGUUCAGGCUGAGGUCACAGCCAUAAGGAAGAUUCUGGAGAGAAUGCAGCCUUUCACUCAGCAAGACGAGGACUUGGUAAAGCAAGCACUUAAAGACCUGUAUAAAAAGCUACCAAGCACUGGCCUUGGGAUCACUGAUGAAGAAAGGAUAAUGAUUGUUAAAGCUAUCGACCUGAGUGUUGGACACUGGUACAAGUGCCCCAACGAUCACAUCUACGCCAUCGGAGAAUGUGGAGGGGCCAUGGAGCGUAGCAACUGCCCAGAAUGCAACGCUACGAUUGGUGGAGCAAGCCAUGCUCUGGCCAGUGGCAACAGAGUGGCAUCAGAGAUGGAUGGGGCGCAAGGUGCUGCGUGGUCCGAAGUCAACAAUGUGCUGAACUUUGACCUGAUGCACCUUGAUGAUUGAAAACAGAUUGUUUUCAGUUUAAUUGUGACUUGUCAUGACUGAUGUGACAGUUAUCACAAUGUGCACUCCAGAAAGCAUAGCUGUAUUAAUUGAUAUAUUUAAUGCUGAAAUUACAGUAAAUGAUUCAUUGAAUGUGAUGAAAUGAAUCUGCUUCGCAAAAUAUAAUACAUAUUCAGUUUUAUUUCGCAGAGGUGAUGUUUAACAAUGUCACUCCAGAGUACAAUACCGAAAUUAUUUGUGACUUUUUGCUACUGUAUCUGUGUGAUCUUGAAAGUUGAAAAUUAACGAUUGCUCAAAAAAUCAUUACACAUAAUGUUCAACCCAAUGUACAAUAAUGAAUUAUGCAAACGAUUAGACUGGAUUGUUACGUGUGAUGAUGGGCCUACAUUUUUAGACACCUGAGUGUAUUUUCCAGUCACACCAAUGGAUGGCAGCAGUGUAUUGUUAAUUUAACAAAGAGUUGGCUUGAUACUUGCAAUUCUGGCCUUUUACACAAAUAUAAUAAAACUAUCUGAGAUGAUCCAA